AUGGCUCUUGUGAACCCUGCUGCUCCGGCAGCCUCGAGCGGCAGCGAGGAUUCUCUCACGCCUCAGACAUCCUCGGAAGGAGAGACAUUCUCGCGCGACCCGUCCGCCGAUGACUCUGAAAAACCUCCCCCCGAGGCGAAGCAGAGGAGCAAAUACCUUCAUGUCGCCGCGUACCAUUCCAUCGUGAGGCCAUCAUGUCUAAGUCGCGAGUCGAAUACUCCCCCCAGCUUCUUCGGCUUUCGCAACCUCAUGGUGAUUGUGCUCAUCGUCAUGAACCUGCGGUUAAUUAUUGAGAAUUUUAUGAAAUACGGAGUCCUGAUCUGCCUCCGCUGCCACGAUUAUCGAAAACAAGACCUUGUUCUUGGAGGAAUACUGUUUUUACUUGUUCCUUGCCAUUUAUAUAUUGCCUACCUGAUCGAGCUCGUUGCCGCCCAGCGUGUAAAGGGUGCAAUUGGCCGUGAGAAGAAAGCCGAGAAUACAAAAGAUACAAAUGCACAGGCACAGCUAUCUUUUCGGCUUGCUUGGUACUGCAUUGCUAUUGCGCACACGCUCAAUUCGAGCCUGUGCCUUUUUGUCACAUCAUAUGCUGUUUAUUUCUAUAUCAAUCACCCAGGCAUCGGGACCGUGUGUCAAAUGCAUGCCAUUGUCGUAUGGCUAAAAAACUGCUCAUACGCCUUUACAAACCGAGAUCUUCGUCAUGCGCUAUUGCAUACAUCGCCGGACAAUCAUCUUCCGAAAAUCUAUAACGCUCUUCCAUAUCCGCAAAACAUCAGCAUCGAAAACUUAACAUACUUUUGGCUAGCACCCACUUUAGUUUACCAGCCAGUAUAUCCCAGAACAAGUCAUAUUCGCUGGCACUUUGUCGCAAAACGGGUUGCAGAAUUCUGCGGGUUGGCUGUGUUCAUGUGGAUUAUCUCAGCCCAAUACGCUUCUCCGACGCUCAUCAAUGCUCUUCAAAAAAUCGCAGCCCGGGAUUGGACGUCAAUCGCCGAACGAGUUAUGAAACUAUCCACAAUAUCUCUGAUAAUCUGGCUUGCUGGUUUCUAUGCCAUGUUCCAGUCGUUCCUGAAUGCGUUGGCAGAGGUGCUGCAGUUCGGCGAUCGUCAGUUUUAUACGGAUUGGUGGAACAGCCCCAGUGUGGGUAGAUAUUGGCGAACGUGGAACAUUCCUGUGUAUCAUUUUAUGAAGCGCCACAUCUUCUCUCCCCUUGUUGGGCGAGGCUGGUCACCGUUUGCGGCCAGUGCGAUGGUCUUCACCUUCUCAGGGGUAUUGCAUGAAAUGGCCGUUGGUAUUCCUACACACAAUAUUAUCGGUGUCGCAUUCGGCGGUAUGUUGCUGCAGCUACCUCUGAUAGCCGUAACUGUGCCGCUGGAGAAAAUGAACAGCCCAAGUGGUAAGAUCUUGGGCAAUGCACUCUUCUGGUUGAGUUUCUGUUUGGUCGGUCAGCCGUUGGGAGCUUUGCUGUACUUUUUUGCCUGGCAAGGCAAGUAUGGUAGCAUCAGCAAGAUGGCUCCCAGGUAA
This is a messenger RNA of Ophidiomyces ophidiicola, 1521 nucleotides long. RefSeq lists its product as uncharacterized. The transcript is spliced from 4 exons. NCBI's taxonomy places the organism in Eukaryota, Fungi, Ascomycota, Eurotiomycetes, Onygenales, Onygenaceae. Gene Ontology annotation, cellular component: endoplasmic reticulum membrane. Gene Ontology annotation, molecular function: diacylglycerol O-acyltransferase activity. The record is from RefSeq and is a predicted model, not a curated record. Gene Ontology annotation, biological process: triglyceride biosynthetic process. Bases 1 to 1521 code for a protein of 506 amino acids.